AUGACCAAUCACAAAUCCAAAGGACUGAUGAUAAAGCAUACCAAUCCCCUCUUGGAAGAAAUAGUCAUUCAGAACAAGACAGAUUUUGAGACACGGCCACGACUUCGACUUCAUGAUGGGAAGCUCAUCAAGGAUCGACGUUAUCAUCUUCGGACAUAUCCCAACUGUUUUGUGGCCAAGGAGCUCACGGAUUGGCUGAUAGACCACAAGGAAGCACCAGACAGAGAAACAGGCAUUCGGUUGAUGCAGAAACUGAUGGACCAUUACAUCAUUCAUCAUGUGUGUGAUGAGCACUCCGACUACAAAGACGCCAAACUUCUGUACCGUUUCCGCAAGGAUGAUGGGACCUUCCCUUUAAACAAGGAUGUCAAGGUGUUUCUUCGAGGCCAGAGUCUGUAUGAAGCGUUGGUAAGUGCCGAUGACUCAAUCCUUAAAGUGCGGGAGGAAAAGGCUGUCAGGUACCAACGAGCUUUCCUGGGCUGCGAGAUGGUGGAUUGGCUCACGCAGGAGGGAGAGGCAGCCAGCAGAAAGGAAGCUGUGGAGCUGUGUCGGGCUCUUCUGGAACAUGGGAUCAUUCAACAUGUCUCUACCAAGCACCACUUCUUUGAUAGCAACCUCCUCUACCAGUUCCGAAUCAACUUCCGUAGGCGGCGGCGACUGACAGAGCUUCUGACAGAUAACCUCCGAACUGUCCCUGAGAGCUCCGAUAGCCCCUUCUGUCUUCGAAAGCUCAACCCUGACCAGGGCAAUACCAGCUUCCUCUCAGUGAAAAUAAAAGAGAAACGACUGCAUUUGGCAUAUGAUCGACAUAAAAAAGAAGAUGAGGUGACAGGCAGGGUCUUCAUCUCCACGAAUGAGGAGAGUCUCAUCCUAAUGGGCUUUGAGACAGAGGUUAUGCCCAUUUUACAGAUGAGAAAACUGAAGCAAGGAGAGCCAGGUCCACCUGGACAGACUGGACCAGAGGGCCCUGGAGGCCAGCAGGGGUCACCAGGGACUCAAGGUCUCACUGUUCAGGGACCUGUGGGUCCCCCAGGGCUCAAAGGCGAGAAAGGGGACAUUGGACAUCCAGGCCUACAGGGCCACCCUGGCCACCAAGGGCCCCCUGGGAGACAUGGCCUCCAAGGUCCAAAGGGAAUGAGGGGAUUUGAAGGUACAGCUGGCUUUCCAGGACCUCCUGGUCCAAGGGGUUUUCAAGGAAUAGCUGGUGCCAGAGGCAUCAAUGGGGAGAAGGGCUCUCCUGGAGAUGUGGGACCCACAGGACUUCCUGGGCCCAAAGGAGAACGAGGUGAAAAGGUGAGACCUUUUGCUGUCCUGUUCCAUUUCUGA
Gracilinanus agilis (Agile Gracile Mouse Opossum) is the source of this 1326-nucleotide messenger RNA. Its product is annotated as DEP domain-containing mTOR-interacting protein-like. Gene Ontology annotation, biological process: negative regulation of TOR signaling; intracellular signal transduction. NCBI's taxonomy places the organism in Eukaryota, Metazoa, Chordata, Mammalia, Didelphimorphia, Didelphidae. Bases 1 to 1326 code for a protein of 441 amino acids. The transcript has 13 exons. The record is from RefSeq and is a predicted model, not a curated record.